Lobosporangium transversale is the source of this 1302-nucleotide messenger RNA. RefSeq names its product legume-like lectin family-domain-containing protein. Gene Ontology annotation, biological process: endoplasmic reticulum organization; endoplasmic reticulum to Golgi vesicle-mediated transport; Golgi organization. NCBI's taxonomy places the organism in Eukaryota, Fungi, Mortierellomycota, Mortierellomycetes, Mortierellales, Mortierellaceae. The transcript is spliced from 6 exons. Gene Ontology annotation, molecular function: D-mannose binding. Gene Ontology annotation, cellular component: Golgi membrane; endoplasmic reticulum-Golgi intermediate compartment; endoplasmic reticulum membrane. The record is from RefSeq and is a predicted model, not a curated record. Bases 1 to 1302 code for a protein of 433 amino acids.
AUGAAAUCAGCAAGCAUUCUAUUGAUACCAAUCGUGUUUCUGUCAACAAUAGUGUUGGCAGCAGGGGACAGUAAUGAGACGCCGCACUCAAAAGCAUUUGAAACAGUGCAGCCAGCGCAGAACCGCCGUUAUGAUUACAAGCAAUCCAUGAAGAAACCAUUCAUGUACAAUGGAGCCAUUCCAUUCUGGGAACAUCAUGGCAAUUCGUUUGUCGCUCUGGAGUUUGUUCGUUUGGCACCAUCUGUGCCAGGAUUACACGGUUCAGUGUGGAGAUCUACGCCAAAUGAACAUAAGGAGUGGGAGGUUGAAUUUUCGUUCAAAGCCCAUGGACAGCAUUCUCAAGGUGGUCGAGGAUUAGCAUUCUGGUACACACAGGACUAUGCGACUGAAGGGUCCAUCUUUGGAAACAAGGACAAAUGGAAGGGAAUAGGCAUUUUUUUGGAUACGAACGAUGUAGCCAAUCAGAGAUUGACCCCAGUGGUCUAUGGAUUGUUGAACGAUGGUACUAAGGCUUUCCCAAGCAGACCCAUUGCCAACAGUAUCGGAGGAUGUUUCCGUGAUUACAAAAACUCACCGGGGCCAGUGGUCGUACGUGUCUCAUACGUGGGCAAAAAACUUCGGGUAGCACUCGACUCAUUUGGAAGAGGUACAAGGAUGAUUGAUUGCUUUGAGGUGGAAGAUGUCGACCUUCCAACCGGAUAUCAUUUCGGUUUCUCGUCAUCAGAGUCUGGAGCAUCGGAUGAUCACGAUCUUUACUCAUUUGAAGUAUAUGAAGUCAAUCCUGCACCGAAGACCGAGAAAUACUUGAGACCUCAUGAAGCUGAGGUGAUCAAGAAAUCGGGUGAGAUCAAGAUUGACGAAGAGGAUAAGAGAAUUUUUGAAGAUGCUCAAGUUGCAGCAGCUGUGUCGGAUACUCAAUUCAGGAUCAUCGAAUCACUCAACAGUAUCCACAACAAGCUCGAAUCACUUGGCGCGCCAGUUCAGCCUCCUGAGUCGACGACCAAGAAUCUAGCAGAAAUCAAUGCGAAGAUUCAGGCCAUGACCUCCUCUUUACAUACGAUGGAGGGUGUUGUUGAGGGCCUAGUCAAGCAUGUCAUGUCGCAAGGUGGAGUGUCAACUGUGCCUGAUAUUACGAAGGUUCUUAAAGAUGAACUCAAAAACCUCAAUGCUAAGAUGGAGGACAUUGACGUAAGUGUAGCUCUAUCACUUAUUCGCCCUUUUAUAUAUAUAUAUAAGACGGCACUCACAUUGGCAAUGCUUUGUAUUCACGAUGUGCAUUUAAUAGUAUCGUCAAUCAUAUAA